Molecule: messenger RNA, 2097 nt
Organism: Melitaea cinxia (Glanville fritillary)
Lineage: Eukaryota; Metazoa; Arthropoda; Insecta; Lepidoptera; Nymphalidae
Exons: 1
Coding region: 1-2097 (698 amino acids)
Molecular function (GO): catalytic activity
Source: RefSeq, a predicted model, not a curated record
AUGAGGACAGGCUUCCCAGACACCAAUGGAAGCUCAAAUGGCGCUGACGACCUGCGCAAAACUGCCUUAAUCGAUGUCGAGCUCAAAAGACUUAACAUAGCGGUUUCCGCACUGCAAGAGACCAGAUUAUCGGACGAAGGCUCAAUACGCGAGGCCUCAUAUACAUUUUUCUGGAAGGGAAAGGACUCUACUGCCGCACGUGAGCAUGGCGUUGGUUUCGCAAUCCGCAAUGAUCUCCUUUCCGCAAUCGAAACUCCUCGAGGAAUUUCGGAGCGCAUUAUGGUGUUGAGGAUGCGAAGCAACUGCGGCUUUGUUACUUUUAUUUCCGCAUAUGCCCCAACACUAGUUUCACCUGACGAAGCCAAAGACCAAUUUUACGACCAACUCACUGAGACGGUACGUGGCGUAAGUUCUAGUGACAGACUUUACAUCUUGGGUGACUUUAACGCCCGGGUCGGCCAGGACAGCUCUGCUUGGCCCGAUUGUGUGGGUCCCCACGGCAUUGGAAAACUCAACGAGAACGGACAACGUUUACUUGAGUUCUGCUCGAGCCAAUUGCUGUGUGUGACCAAUACUUUCUUCAAGGGUAAGCCUAUGCGUAGGGUGUCCUGGAAGCACCCUCGCUCUGGUCACUGGCACCAGCUAGACCUAGUCCUCACCAGAAGAAAAGACCUCCGCGAAACCAUUCACACGCGUACAUUCCACAGCGCGGAAUGUGACACUGAUCAUUCCCUAGUAGUAACACGUGUAGCCCUGAUCCACAAAAAGAUUCAUUCGUCCAAACCACCUGGUAAGAAGAAAUUAGACCUUCCUAAAACCAGGCAUGACGAUUUGAUUCGUGAUUUUGAGGAUUUGGUACGUAAGGAGACUGAAACUUGGGAUGUAAAUGCGACCGUCGAAGACGAAUGGAGUAAUGUCAGAGCUCUUCUCACGGAAACAGCUGCCAAAGCUUUCGGCUAUCAGAGAGCUAAAUCUCAAGACUGGUUCACUGAAAAUAUAGAGCAACUUUCACCCUUGCUUGACUCUAAACGCGACGCUGCUCUUGCUCACCGUCUGAAUCCUAAUCCAAAGACGCGCGAAGAGCUUACAAUUUCUAAAGCAGCUCUUCAACGCAGCACACGCCACUUUGCGAAUGUCUAUUGGACCAAUAUUUGCCACAACAUCCAAGCGUGUGCAGACUCAGGAAACUUCAGCGGUGUGUACUCUGGUAUAAAACAGGCCAUCGGCCCAGUUUCCAAAAAGACAGCUCCCCUUAAAGAAGCUGAUGGCUCUGUUAUAACAGAUCGUCAUCGUCAAAUGGAACGUUGGGUAGAACACUUCACCACUCUCUAUGCAACUCCAGUCAGCAUCGAACCGGAGGCUAUUCAGAGCAUGCCUAAACUGGAUACUUGGAGUCAAUUAGACGACCUACCUACUAUAAGGGAAUACCACAUUGCUGUAAAGCAGCUUAAGCGCGGUAAGAGUCCUGGUAGUGAUGGAACCCAAGCAGAAAUACUUAAACUUAAGUGCGUGUCACCUAUUCUGCACAGUCUGCUGUGUAAGUGCUGGGAGGCGGGGUGCGUGCCUCGGGAUAUGCGUGAUGCCAACAUCAUCACACUAUACAAAGGGAAAGGGGAUCGCGGCGAUUGCAACUCCUACCGUGGUAUUUCCCUUUUGAGCUCAGUCGGCAAGCUAUUUGGACGUGUAAUAUUAGGAAAGCUCCAAAAACUUGCAAAUCGCGUAUAUCCUGAGGCACAGUGUGGUUUUCGCCCCCGGCGUUCCACAGUCGAUAUGAUUUUCUCCCUUCGCCAAUUACAGGAGAAGUGCAGAGAGCAGAAAACGCCAUUGUACGUGGCGUUUGUUGACUUAAAUAAGGCCUUCGAUACCGUCAGCAGGGAGGGUCUUUAUACUGCACUGAAAUGCAUUGGGUGUCCACCGAAACUCUUGAGCCUUGUUCAAUCCUUUCACGAAGAUAUGAAGGGCGCUGUAGUUUUUGAUGGCCAAACGUCUGAUCAGUUCGAAAUGCGUAGGGGUGUCCGUCAGGGCUGCGUGUUGGCUCCUACCCUGUUUGGUAUAUUCUUUUCGAUUAUCCUAAGAACUGCUUUCGGCGAUAGCUAA